UCUUUGCUAUAAACAACAAAAAAACCUAAACUGUGACAUUACAAAGGAUUCUUUCUUUCUCUUCUACCGACGACUUUUGCUUCUGCGUUUCAAUCCUCUCUCACUCUUUUGCAGAAUAAUUUGCUCUUUGUAAGAAGCAUUGAAUUUGCUGAUACUAAGAAUUCUCUGUGAUGGGUGGUCAAAGAGAAAGAAGUAAUUAUGGUAAGCGUCCUCGAUCCCAAUCUGACUAUGAUGGUGGAGGAAAUAAAAGGAGGAAUGGAGGUGAUCAUGAUAGGGAUAGGGAGCAGUUUGUGAUUAAUAAGGAAGAUACUGUUUUUCGCUAUUUGUGUCCGGGGAGAAAGAUUGGUAGUAUCAUUGGUAGGGGAGGUGAGAUUGUUAAGCAAUUGAGGGUAGAAACUAAGGCUAAGAUUAGGAUUGGUGAGACUGUGCCGGGGUGUGAUGAGCGUGUUGUUACUGUCUACAGUUCAAGUGAUGAGACUAAUACCGUUGAUGACGGUGAUAAGCUUGUGUCACCUGCUGAGGAUGCGUUGUUUAAGAUUCAUGAUAGGGUGGUUGCUGAAGAUUUACAUAGUGAUCAGGAGGAAGAAGGAGGUCCUCAAGUGAAUGCUAAGUUGUUGGUGCCGUCUGAUCAGAUAGGUUGUGUUCUUGGAAAAGGUGGCCAAAUAGUUCAGAAUUUACGUAGUGAAACUGGGGCUCAGAUUCGUAUUCUUAAGGAUGAUCAUGUGCCUGCAUGUGCCUUGAGGUCUGAUGAGCUCGUGCAGAUUUCUGGGGAUGCUGCAGUCGUGAAAAAGGCUUUGCAUCAAAUUGCAUCUCGACUUCAUCAUAAUCCUUCUCGAACUCAGCAUUUGCUUGGUUCUGCUGUUCCUUCUGUAUAUCCCAGUGGCGGUUCACUUAUGGGUCCAACUGCAGGACCUCCGAUUGUGGGGAUGGCUCCUCUUGUUGGUCCUUAUGGGGGAUAUAAAAGUGACACUGGUGACUGGCCACCGCGGUCUAUGUACUCGGCUCCGAGGGAUGAAAUAUCUUCUUCAAAAGAAUUUUCAGUUCGAUUGGUUUGUCCAACUGGAAACCUUGGCGGCGUGAUAGGGAAAGGUGGGGGCAUAAUAAAUCAAAUUAGGCAGGAUUCUGGGGCAACCAUCAAAGUUGAUAGUUCUGCAAAAGGAGAUGACUGCUUAAUAACCAUUUCAACUAAAGAGUUCUUUGAAGAAACUUUCUCUCCAACCGUAGAGGCAGCUGUGCUUUUGCAACCCCGAUGCAGUGAAAAAAGUGAAAGAGAUUCUGGAAUCAUCUCUUUUACUACCCGUCUGUUGGUAUCAUCAUCACGAAUUGGCUGCCUUAUUGGUAAAGGAGGAUCUAUUAUAACUGAGAUGAGAAGGCUUACAAAAUCCAAUAUUCGCAUACUGUCAAAGGAAAAUCUUCCUAAAAUUGCUUCUGAUGAUGAUGAAAUGGUGCAGAUUUCGGGAGACCUUGAUGUUGCCAAAGAUGCUCUUGUACAAGUUCUUACACGACUGAGAGCAAACCUUUUUGAUAGAGAGGGUGCUGUCCCUGGAUUCCUUCCAGUUCUACCAUAUAUUCCUGCUCCAGUAGAUGGUCCAGAUGUUCUUAACUAUGAGAGUAGGGAUGGCAAAAGACAUGGACGCGGACAUUCAUAUUCAAGUGGCUAUGGAGGCUCAAGUGAUUUAGGACCUGUCGACACUUAUGGAAGCUAUGCAAGUUCACAGCUUGCUGGAGGCAGUGGUUAUGGGGACUAUGAAAGUUAUUCUUUGGGACGGAAUAGUACUGUCUGGUUGCCUAGUCAGAACAAUGUUUCUAGGAGGAGAAACCAUGCUUACUGAACUUGAUCGGUCGCCCCAGCCGAGAUGUGUGAAGCCCGCCAGCCUGCCUACUGCCUAAACCAGAAGACCAGAUGAACCAGGACUUGACAAAUUUAUGGCCUACCUUGACGCAUCUACUUAGAGGACCAAACUUAUGUGGAGCCUAUACAAAUUGUCCAUGUCCAUUUUACCUUAAUUCCCAAGUUUGAUAACUUGUGCUACCAAGAACCUAUAAAGCUGGCUUGCCUUUGUUUAUUUUUUAUUAAUCUUGUUCCUUUGAUUUUGGAACUAAAAAACACCACGUAGCUAUGAUUUCCCGCAGUUGUAUACUUUUAUUGCCGGUUGUGUUUAAUUUAUCUCUUAUUUCACUAUCCAAUCCGAUAAAGUACGAUCUUUGUUGUUAUUUGAAUUUCAUGUGACAAAUUUGGUGGAGUUUGGGAGUCA
Messenger RNA from Medicago truncatula (barrel medic), 2255 nucleotides. RefSeq names its product KH domain-containing protein HEN4. Lineage: Eukaryota; Viridiplantae; Streptophyta; Magnoliopsida; Fabales; Fabaceae. The record is from RefSeq and is a predicted model, not a curated record. The coding region runs from base 171 to 1832 and encodes 553 amino acids. The transcript is spliced from 8 exons. Gene Ontology annotation, molecular function: RNA binding.